AUGAAUUUUACCUCUGUUAGAAAAGCAAGACCAAUUUCAAUAUUUAUUCAUCCUCAAGAAAGUUUAUCAAAAAAUUCAAUAGAAGCAUCGUCACCAUUAAGCGAUCUACACGAAGAUUUAUCCAUGAUCUUGAAUAAUGGAUUUGCUACUACUAUGAGUUCUAGUAAUGCCACAACUGCUAGUACAACAAAUUAUGCUACUGAUACUACAUCUACAGCAAAUACAAUUGCAACUUCAAAUAAUAUAACCUCAACUCCUCAUAUUUUGGAGAACGUAAUAACGCCAGCUUCAGAGAUUGAUGUUGCCUCUUUGAACUCUGUCAAGACUAUCGAAACAAAUCAAACUGGAUCGAAUAACGGAUCAUUUGAGAUGAUCAAAACGCUUUGUGAAUUAGAUGGUGGAUUGGGUGCAGCUUUAGAACGAGUUAAACAAGAUGCGAUAUCAGCAAAAGCAUCCGCCAUCGAAGAAAGUUAUGGACGCGAGCUAAUUAAAUUGGCGAAAAAUACUCAAGAUAAAUAUUUGAGUAAAAGUGAUACAAAGAAAGGUUCAUAUGGUGAUUGUUGGAUUGAUAUGAUGAAAUUGCAUGAAUCAGUUGGAGAAAACAGAAUUAGAUUUGCUGCGACAAUUCAAGAGAUUUCUGAUGAAGCUUUAACAUUAUAUAAAGAUACUGACAAGAGCAGAAAAAAUCUCUAUGAUUCUGGUCAGAAACAUGUAAAAUCAAUCCAAGAAGCGGAACGAUCUUUAGAAAAGGCCAGGGGUAAAUAUGAAUCAAAUAGUGAAGAUUGGGAACGUUUAAUAUUACUGAAAAAUGGCGAUACUCUGCCUCCUAGUAUGAAAUCGAAAACUUUAAAAACUAUAUUUUCAAAACAACCAAAGUCUCCAACACAAUAUUCAAAAAUGGAGGAAGAUGCUAGGAAUAAGGCUGCUGCUGCGAAUAGAUAUUAUAAAUCGCAAUUAUCAGGCGCCAAUUUAAUGCGUAAUGAAUAUUAUAAUAUUCAUCUUCCUAGAAUAAUUACGGAACUAAAGAGCGUUGCUGAUGAAUGCGAUGCUGGACUUCAAUAUCAUCUGGCACGAUAUUCAUAUUUAUAUGAAAGUGCAAUGGUUUCCGAUGCAUCGGCGAUAAGUCCAGUUGAUCUAGAAGAUGGUCCGGCACUUCGUACCAUUGUUGAGCAAAUUAAUAAUGAUUCUGAUUACCUGAAUUAUGUACAAUCAUUUAAAAAAAAAUCCCAAAAAUUAAAAAUAAACGAGAUUCCUUAUAAUCAAUACAAUAUGUCAGAACAAGCAAUUAAUAUUAUAAAUCCUACAAAUCCUAAACCUGUAUUUGGAACUGAUUUAUCAGAAUUAAUGAAAAGAGAUGGUGGAGUUAUACCAAUUAUACUAAGGAAAUGUGUCACGGCUGUUGAAAAAUAUGGCUUAGAAAGUUUAGGUAUUUAUCGAUUGUCAGGAGUUACGUCACAAGUUCAAAGUUUAAAAUCAUUGUUUGACAAAGAUGCCGAGUCGGUCGAUUUGGAUUCCGAGGAGAAUCUUAAAGAUAUAAAUAACGUUUCGAGUCUUUUAAAGCUAUGGUUUCGUGAACUACCCGAUCCUUUAUUUCCAAGAACAAUGUAUCAAGAUUUUAUUAAUGCUGCUAAAAUUAAUGAUGAGAAACAACGUGUUCUCAAGCUUCAUCAAACGAUUAAUAAUUUACCAGAUGCAAAUUAUAUUUCAUUAAAUUACCUGAUGGAACAUUUAGAUAAAUUAGUUGCAAAUCAAGAAUAUAAUAAAAUGUCUGUGAAAAAUUUAGCAAUAGUUUUUGGACCAACUUUAUUUGGAAAUGGUGGUAAUAUUGGAACUAGUAAUAAUGUUGGUAAUAGUGUUGGUGGUGUACAGCAGCAGAAUCCAAUAUCAGAAUCAGUAGUACAAUUCACACCAUCAUCUCAAUCGCUAUUGGGAAUAGCAGCAGCAUCUCAACAACAAAGUCUUAUUGACAUGAUGCUAGAAAGCAAUGAUACAAGCUAUCAAUGUAAAGUUGUAGAGACAAUAUUAAGUAAUUAUAAAGCUAUUUUUGUACAAGAUGAAAGUUAG
Molecule: messenger RNA, 2064 nt
Organism: Entrophospora sp. SA101
Lineage: Eukaryota; Fungi; Glomeromycota; Glomeromycetes; Entrophosporales; Entrophosporaceae
Source: the annotation of a GenBank genome assembly